AGCAGUGGCUGCCGCUGCGCCGCGCGGGCCGGGCCGAGGGCGCCUGCAGCUGCUCGCGCGCAGCCGGGGGCUGAGGACCGGGACCCUCGGGCCGAGACUUGACACUUCUGCGCCGGGCCGCCUGCCACUUAGCGUGGGGCUCCCUCUACCCGCCCCAGAGCCACGCGAUUAAAAAAAAAAAAAAAAGCAGCCCUUAGCCCCCUCCUCCCCUUUCCUGCUUCUGCGAGAACUCCCUCCCUCCCUCCAGCUCCGCCAGCCCCGGCGCCCCUGCCCUGGAAGCCGAGCGGCUCCGCUCGCAUUUCGCCGCCGCCUCCGCCUCUCGCAGUGUUGCAAUAUAGGGGAGAAGCAGACCAUGGUGAAUCCGGGCAGCAGCUCGCAGCCGCCCCCGGUAACGGCCGGCUCCCUCUCCUGGAAGCGCUGCGCAGGCUGCGGAGGCAAGAUUGCGGACCGCUUUCUGCUCUAUGCCAUGGACAGCUACUGGCACAGCCGCUGCCUCAAGUGCUCCUGCUGCCAGGCGCAGCUGGGCGACAUCGGCACGUCCUGUUACACCAAGAGCGGCAUGAUCCUCUGCAGAAAUGACUACAUUAGGUUAUUUGGGAAUAGCGGUGCUUGCAGCGCCUGUGGACAGUCGAUUCCUGCAAGCGAACUCGUCAUGAGGGCUCAAGGCAACGUGUAUCAUCUCAAGUGCUUUACCUGCGCUACCUGCCGGAAUCGCCUGGUCCCGGGAGAUCGGUUUCACUACAUCAAUGGCAGUUUAUUUUGUGAACAUGAUAGACCUACAGCCCUCAUCAAUGGUCAUUUGAAUUCACUUCAGAGCAAUCCACUACUGCCAGACCAGAAGGUCUGCUGAGAGGUCAGAGUAAUGCAGAAUGCGUGCCUUCAUCUCAGAUUUGCUCCCAGGUGGACCCCAUGUGUCUGCAGUAGGCCCGUCACCUUUGUAGCCAGCACCAUGCCAUCGCGCCCCCCCUUUAGUCUUGAGUACCCUUCCUGCAUUUAUUGGUGUAUUAAAAUGACUGAAUAUGAACAUUAAGGACUCCAUGAACCUGGGCCUAAUGGGGGAACGGUAGCGAGAAUGGAAACAGAUCCACCGAAGGACAUCUAGGGGGGAGGGUGCUUGGGGGGAGGGAAAUGACUAAUGAAGCUAAUUAAAAGAAGCAUCACGAAUCUGCUUUCUACCCUCAUUAACAAUUAGCAGGGCACCGGCCAGAGCGUGCGCCCUGUUUUCCUUUAACAACGUUCUGUUUGCUCUUUGUAUAUUUAAGUGUUGUAAUGAAAUGUGUUUCAAUCAACCUUGGACAUGAGUUAAAAGGAAAAGAGAUGUGGCUUUUGUGAUAAUUCUAUCACAAACACUUUUAUUGUAUCUCUGUAAAAUACAAUGUAUGUAUGCAUGUGAGUGUUCUUGUCCUGAUGUUGCUCCGCCCAUGACAAAGGUUAAAAAAAAGAAAAGAAGAAAAAAAAGAGGCUUAUAGCCGCUACUAUGUAGAAAUCCCCCCUACUUCUAAUUUGCUGAAUGAAGAAAAAAAAAUCUUUUAUUUGUGAUAUUUUCAGAGACAUUUGCUCUAGUAUGGUGUAUUUAAAUAAUAAAAACUUAAAAGAAAAAAUAUUCAACAGAGUUUGGGUUUAAACACUACUUCUUCUCUUGUGUAUUUUGAAACGAUUUGUGGUAUUCUUGUUGUUGUCUACAGCAAACAUUUACAUUUGGACUGAGGAAUGGGCUUUAUACGUGUAUUUAGCUCUUAUUUAGCUCCAGGCUAAUGAAGGAGUCAUCUGAUUAUUUAAUUAUGCCAUUGUAAGCUAGGAAUAGCGUGUAGUCUUUGGUACUGCUCAUGAGUACUUGUUGAAUGAUUCGGUAGGAAAGCCUUGGGGUUUGGACACAGGCACAUUGAAAACCACAGCACAACCUCAUAUCCGGCUUGGAGCCUUUGAAGGCUAUAGCAUUUCUAGAACUCCUUGUGAGGAUCUGAGUCCCUGGUAGUUUAGUGGCUCCAGAAUUCUGGCCACAGUGGUCUUGGGUGGGCAAGUGGUCUUGCCUGGUGAGCUGGGAUUCUUGACCUGCUGUAGCCUUGUUCCUUUGGAUCUCCUUCACUGACUUGUCUCUUUCCUUGUGUUUAUCAGGGAAGGAUUCAGAUCUUCAGUCAUGAGGUAGUUGCUGGCUCCUAGUUGCUAACCUUAGAGUCUCCACCAUGGCACCAGCAGUGGCCACAGAGCCUCUCUCUCAGUAGCUGCCCUGCUCCUGCUGGACCCAGUAGUAGAUACUCCCUGGCUGGUUACAUGAGGGUAACCUCAGUUCUGCCCACACAGACUGCUGACUCCGAGGGCAUUCAGGCUGCUGCUGCUGCUGCUGCCACUGCCGCUGCUGCUUUCUAAAAAUGGCGUUUUAUUUUAUUUUGUUACAAAGCUCCCAAUGAAGACCCUGUCUGAGAACCGCCACGGAUAUCAACCGAGCAUGCGCUGCUCACUUUUGCUUCUCAAGCUCCCAAGCCAGGAAGAAAGGUUAGCAGUUGAAAGUGCAGCCCUCUAGGAGGGCGGAGGCAGAAUAUUAAAGGGAACCAUUUUGCCUGCGCUUUAUACAAAGAAAAUACAAGGAGAAUAAGACAAGAUAAAGAAAUGCACAUACACACAACAUCUGAGAUGGGUCCCUGGAGAAUUUCUCUAGACCUGUUCUGAUGUUAACCGCCGCCUCCUUUCACGCCAUGAAAGAAUUUGGUCUGUUGUGGGAAAAGCAGGGUGGUGGUGUUCAGAGGAGUGCAGAUAUCUAUGUUUUUAGCAAAAGCACUCAUGUAGCAGGCAGUGUAGACAUUCAAAGGCCGUGGCUAAUAACUUUCAGUAAUACAGUAAGGCAUUCAGUGAUGGGGAGGUCAAAGGUCAUCGCCGCCUUUUAAAUGAACUAUUAUAUGGCUGGCUCCUCAAGCACUGUGGCAUAGUUCCUAACGAGCUUCUAAAAGCAUUUCUUAAGUUGCAGACCUAUAAGAUUACAAAUGUCACUCAUGUUAGUAUAAUCCACAUGCAAGUGAUGAAGACUUCUCUUUGAUGUGCUAAACUGGAGAACGACUAAUGGAGCUAUGAAUCUACAAUAGAACAUAUUUAAGUUGUAGUCUUGCUUUAGGUAAAACACUUCCUUGAAACUAGAGGCCUUUCAAACAAUAAAACCCCGCUUUGAUGGGGGUGCUUGAUGUGGAUGGACAGCCACUAAACACACUCAGGUUUGUUCUGACGAGAGCAGCGAUUGUGUGGGCUUCCUCCCCAACCCCGACGAAUGUUCCUUUGGAGGGAAAAGAAAUCCUGUGCUUACCCACCUUUAAUCCGUUGCAUUUGUGAUGUAGGUGUGUGUGCGUUCUUCUGAAAGGACUUCAUAUGAACCACGUCACACAGCAAGACAGGCCUCGGGCCGUUCAAGUAAGCACAAUUAAAAUAAAAGGGAGCAUUAAUGAGCCUCACUGAACUCCUGAUAAAAAAUUAUGUUUAUGAUACACAGAAAUGUCUCAGUCAUGCAAAUUGUCACUCUUACUAAUGAAACAAUUUUGUGAGAGAUUGUCCUCUAAGGGGGCUUAAUGUUGGGUUUUGUUUGGUGUUUUUUGUUUUGGUUUUGUUUUGUUUUUGUUUUUACCUAUCUGCCUGCUCCUGCAAAACCUGGGAACCCGAAGACAUUCCAAACCAAAUCAUUCCCCACAAGAAACUGUUUCCAGCUCUUCCUGAUUUAUUAGGAAGAGUUUAAUGGGGACUGUUGUAUCUUAUAAACCACAAAGCGGGGGAGACUGUCACAUGGAAAUGAGGCCUGUGAAAUUGCCAGCCUCUUAAUAUUAACUAUAUUUAAAUUCUUUCUGUUGCCCUUAUUCACACUGAUAUUUGAAACAACUAAUCAUCUAAAAUGAAGCUCUUAAAUUAAAUGCUUUUAAAUGUCAAUAUAGUAAGAUUCUAAUGCACAGUACUGGUUACAUAAAAUAUUUCUUAGGGUCAAUAAAUUAUGGAACAAACAGUGAAUCCAAGAGCUAUCUAUCAAGGGCAGAGUGAAGACUCUAUAUAGCUUAAAUAAUUGCCCUGAAUUAAGAAAUGGUUGCCCAAAGAGACUUUCCUGGGGGUGGGGGCUUGGUCCCAUCCGGGCUGCUCACUGUCUUCCCCACUCUUUAGGAGGCUCUUGCAAACACAGAUCAUUUACAAGUUAAUGUUCAUCUUGGUUUUGUUACUGAGACUCACCUAUUGUCAGUCCAGCCAAGUCACAGGAAUGCUUGCUGCAGUUAAAAAGCAAUUUGUUUCCACGAAACUGCAAUUAAAGUAUUACCAAGCAGCCAUUUUAGAUUGGCAGUGCUCUGAAGACUUGUUAAACAGCCAGCAACUCCCACUUGCAGAGGCUGGGAUCAGACAAGUGGAGAAGUGUAACGCCUUCACCUAUGAUGCUGGCCCCCUUGUUAGCUGAUGGUGUUCAUUCUGCUCCUGCUUCCAUGGAUGUAUGCAGAGAGCAAUGAGUCGGGGCCAAUUUUUGGAGGGUGAGUUUGUAACUCACCUCAAGUGAAUCCGAUUCUCAGCUGUACCAGGGCAUGCUUCUGCAAGUAGAUGUGUACAUGUGCGCAUGCAUCCGGGAGGGAACGGCUUCACGUUCAGAUUGAUUCUGCUGAGAAUGGACUGCAACUCAGAGGUCUCAAGCCAAUAAUGUACUACAGGUCCUGACAUGUUACAGCUGUGUAAACAGGACCGUUCGCUCUCCUAAACUACAAUAAUAAAGCACAGGAUGAAAAUCAA
This is a messenger RNA of Apodemus sylvaticus (European woodmouse), 4737 nucleotides long. RefSeq names its product LIM domain only 4 (gene Lmo4). NCBI's taxonomy places the organism in Eukaryota, Metazoa, Chordata, Mammalia, Rodentia, Muridae. The transcript has 5 exons. The record is from RefSeq and is a predicted model, not a curated record. The coding region runs from base 353 to 850 and encodes 165 amino acids.